AUGGUAGGCAUCAAUGCAAAAAAUAAACAUAUUCUUGAUAUAAAAUACAUUUGUCCUGUUUGUACAUUGAUACUACGAGAUCCUGUACAAUUAAAUGAAUGUGGCCAUCGACAAUGUCAAUCGUGUUUCGAUGCCGAACAUGAAAUAAUAAUUAAAUGUCGACAAUGUCAAUCUGAAACAUCACGAACAGAGAUAACAUAUCUCUUCUUAGUUAAAGAGAAAAUAUAUUUGAUUUAUGUAGAUUCUGCUUGA
Molecule: messenger RNA, 252 nt
Organism: Rotaria sordida
Lineage: Eukaryota; Metazoa; Rotifera; Eurotatoria; Philodinida; Philodinidae
Source: the annotation of a GenBank genome assembly